GAGAUGUAUAUGGCAACAUAGAGAUAUUCCAGGCUGUUCAUGUAGGAUGUGGUUGAUCUAUGGUUCAUGUUCACUAUAUAGUACAUUAGUUCACUUUUUUAUCAUUUAUUGUUUUACGCGUUUGUGUUACUGUUCUGUUUUGAAAAGAGUGUGUCAUGGCGGAUGCAUUUUCUGAAUUAAUGUUAUUUUACAAUUAUUUACUUUGGAUAAUUUCUACAUUAUAAUUUCAUUCUGUGAAUAUUUGUGAAACUUGUCACUAGCUAGUUGAUUUUCUUUCUUUAAUCUUUCAUUUAUUGGUUGAGUAUCAACAAGGUCAUACGGUUAUGACAAAUGUAGAUUCUUGAUCGUUUUUCGGAAUCAAUAUUUUUUGGAAUUAACCAGUUUAAAAAAAAAUAAUGGCGGAGAGUCAAGUCAAUGUGAAAUAUUACAGUUCAUCAAGUCCACCACCAAAUUGUGCAAUUUGCUUGGGAGCAUUUUCAAAUAAAUGCUUUUCUGAUUCAUGUAUGCACCAGUUUUGCUUCAAGUGUCUCUUGGAGUGGUCAAAAAUCAAACCUGAGUGUCCAUUAUGUAAACAACCAUUCACAAGAAUCAUACAUAAUUUUAAAAGUCAUGAAGAAUACGAUGAACAUGUUGUUGAGAUAAGACCACCUGAAGAAGUUCACAUUAUAGAUAAUGAAGAAUACCUAUUUCUUCCAAUUGGGCAACCACCACAAUCUACUAGACAUCAUUUUCAUUUCAGAACCACUUUUACUGUAGAUACUCAUGGAGAACAUGCUAUCCAGCAGAUGUUAUUGACACAUCCACAAAUUUCAGUUAGUACUAGUGGAUAUCCCACUUCAAGAAAUAUAACUCACAGAAGACGUCGUGAGACUGCGACAACAACUAGUUUUCGUAGGUCUAUUUACAUACGAAAUCUAUGGGUAAUUGCACCUCCUGAUGUUACUGGUCGCUAUAGAGAUGUAUCUCCAUCAUUUUAUAGUGAUUGUCCUGGAGCUCGCACAAGACUUGUUCCCUGGUUAAAUAGGGAAUUGAAUGCACUGCUUUAUGAAAACACUCAAUUGGUUAUGAGACUUGUAGAUGUAAUAUUGGAUCAUUUACUUCGUUAUCAUAUUUGUAGCAGAACAUUCCGUAAUUUACUUUAUGAAUACUUGGAUAAUAAAACUGAUCAUUUUAUACAUGAAUUUUAUAAUUUUAUGAGGUCCCCAUUUGAUAUGAUUGGUUAUGACCGACAAGUGAUAUAUACUGAAAGACCACCAACUCCAUAUAUAAUAACACCUCAGGAGGAGAUUUCUGACAGUGGACAUGAUAGUGAUGUAAUUAUAGUGGGUAGCUCAAAUCCACAGGAACCAGUUAUAAUUGAUCUUGUGAAUACAGAUUCUGAUGAACCAAUUUUAAUUUCUCAAGAAGAUCCUCCUCCACCAGAACUUAUACAUAUACCAGAUAACAGCCCUGAGCCACCAUCAAGGGAAAGAGAGUGCAGGACUCCAGUAUUACCUCCCAAAUUACGCCUCAAACACAAGAGAAGAUCAAGGGAAGAAGCAAGAGAAAAAAGGUAUAGAAAAAGGCCUCGCAGGGUCCGGUCUAGAUCUACCAGUUCAUCGAGUUCCAGUGAUAGUUCCUGGAAAGCUAGUGAAAGAUAUAGACGGAAGAAAAAGGUGACGAAACUAAAAAAGCGACUUCCCUCAAGUUCUGAAAGUGAGAAAGAAAGAAAUUAUACUUCCGAUUCUGAUAUUCCUCUUGCUGAUCUAAUAAACGGAAAAAGAAGUAAAAGAAAAUCUUGUGGCCCUAAAACAUUUUCGAAAAGUAGUUCAAUUGCAACCAAAGAAUUUGAAGACAUAAAUAGCAGUAGCGAAAAUAAAGAUUUACCAAGUUGUUCGAAAUACUCGGAAGCUGUAGACCUUAGAACUAAUCCAAGACGAGAAUCUCCAUCGGAUUUAGAUGUUCCAACAUGUUCAAGAUUUACAAGACCAAGUCGUAAUUGUAUUAUGUAUAAAACUCGUUUAGAUGAUUCUAGUGACGACGAAUAUAUAUGUAAACCCCAAGUAAAAAGUGAAAUAAAGCCAAUAAAAAGGGAGCCAAAUGUAACAACCUCUAAGAAUAGUGAACUUAUAAAAAACAUCAAGAUAAAAAAAGAAAAUUGGAGUAAUUCAUGCUUAUACGAAUGCAACUAUGAUUCAUCUGAUAAUGAAAAUAUUUCAAAUUCUAAGUCUGUAAUUUAAGAUAAUGUAAUAAAUUGUGUCAAUGCCUUUUUCUUAUUUAAGUUGUACAGUUAAUUUAUCCAAAAUAAUUUUAUAACAUGUUAACUCUUAUUUUAUACUUUAUUUGUGUAUUAUCAAUAAAGAUAUGGAGUUUCGCCCACAAUACAAUAUUUUUUGAUAACUUUAUAUUUCACAAUUUGACUAUAUUUUUUUGGUCAAUAUAAAUUUCUACAUCAAUGCCAUUGUUACAUCAUGACAAAAUUUCUUUUGCAUCAGUUCAUAUAUGUUUCCACAUAGACUGCUUUUAAGUUAAGGAAGUUCAUAGUGAUAGUGAAAUGAGAUUUUUGGUCACCAAGUGUUUACAUGUUAUUAUGCGACUUUUCUUUUAUAUUAACUUCUGUGUGCCCUUUUGCCUAGUGCACCUGUAAUUUAAAGUAAAUAAAAAUUCGAGGUUGUGUACCUUUUAUCAUGCAACGCCUCUGAAAAAUUACAUAAAACGCUGUGUGUUCUUAUAGUGUAUGUGAGGAGGUGAUUGAUAAGAAUUCAGGGCUGUUUAGAGUUGCCCCAAGCAUGUUAGAGAAGAUUGAAGUUUAGUGGUACAGGGAGCAAUGCCAAAUGUGUCCUAAGCCUUUUAGACCUCACUUGAAAGUUGCGGUCGAUUAUUAUCAAUCAAGCAAUAACAAUUCUGUACACUUUCACAAAGCACUCUAGAAAGAGCCCAUACACAAAAUUGACGAUUAUCAGAAAAACUCUUCAUAUAAGUGAAUUUCUAUUCAAUAUAUUAAUUCUUUUGCUCAUUAGCCCAAGCAUAAGUUCACCAUACUGUUUUAAAUGAAACUAACGCAUGAAAAGCAGUCCAGAACCCUCUUCUCGGAGGCUUUUCAUAAGUAGAUAUAGUCAGAAAAAGAUUUUGUACUGAGGUGUUGACUUGAGGUCGACCAUUUGUAGGUCUACGAAGCCAUAUUGACAAUUUCACUGACCUGAAACACGUCCUCAUUUUCUAUCUGAAGACUACCUACUUCAAGCGAAUUGAUAGCUCUAUUAGCUUCAUAUGCAGUAUUUUUAUGGCUGGGCAUUUUUCAAAAAAAUAAAUUGAAUUUUAACUUACUAUUCAUUGAAUAAAUUGGAACCUAUAGUUUAUAUAAAAUUCUUGAAAAUACAAAAGAAAAUAAUUUGAUUCAAAUUUGGAAACUAGACAGAUAGGUGUUCAAUAUUUAGUACAGACAACUCUUAGGUAAUAAAACAGUUGAUAAUUUUUAACAUAAAUACAAUAUUCAGGAACUUCCCUGACUUAUUUGGAAUAAAUUGUGUAAAUAUAAUAAAGAGGUAAUUUUCUCUGUUUCGUUGUUUGUGAGCAGUCUCCUUUAGUUAUUUUGAUAUUUUAAUUAUUGCAAAUAUAAAAUUUUUGGUUCAUUUAGAAUUUAAUCUUUAAUACAUGAAAAUUCUUAUUUACCUUUCAAAA
This is a messenger RNA of Diorhabda sublineata, 3660 nucleotides long. Its product is annotated as E3 ubiquitin-protein ligase Topors-like. NCBI's taxonomy places the organism in Eukaryota, Metazoa, Arthropoda, Insecta, Coleoptera, Chrysomelidae. The transcript is spliced from 8 exons. Gene Ontology annotation, biological process: protein polyubiquitination; protein monoubiquitination. The record is from RefSeq and is a predicted model, not a curated record. The coding region runs from base 396 to 2219 and encodes 607 amino acids. Gene Ontology annotation, molecular function: ubiquitin protein ligase activity; metal ion binding.